UUUUCUUGUUUUCUCCACCUUCUUCACUUCCUCCUUAAUAUAUCAUCACUUCCUCUUCUUAUUCUUCUUCUUCUUCAUCAAAAAUCCAUCAAAGUUUCUCUCAACAAUGGCUACUUCAGCUUCCACUUUUUCUUCUGCUACAAGAAUCUUGCAACCCCUUAACAACAACAACAACACACUUUAUGGUAAUCAGCUUGGAAUGAGCUCCUGUUUUCUUGGAUCAACAAAGAAACUGUAUAUGAAGACACCCUUUUUGUCUCCGAACUCGAAACGGAGAUCUAAAGAUGUUCUUGUUGUUUCUGAGGUUGUCAAGGACAAGAGCUGUAAUGCAGACUCAUCACUUUCUAAUCUGUGUCAUAUUACUUGGCCCCUUGAUAACGUGUUAAUUACCAAAGACGAAGGGUUGGAGUUGUAUGAGGACAUGGUACUGGGACGAGCCUUUGAGGACAUGUGUGCCCAAAUGUAUUACCGAGGAAAGAUGUAUGGUUUUGUGCAUUUGUACAAUGGACAAGAAGCAGUCUCUACUGGGUUCAUUAAACUAUUGAAGAAGGAGGAUUUUCUGGUUGGAGUUUAUCGUGAUCACGUCCAUGCAUUGAGCAAAGGGGUUCCAGCACGUCAAGUGAUGAGUGAGCUCUUUGGGAAGUCCACUGGCUGUUGCAGAGGUCAAGGUGGCUCCAUGCACAUAUUCUCUAAAGAGCACAACGUUCUUGGUGGUUUUGCUUUCAUUGGUGAGAGUAUCCCCGUAGCAACAGGUGCCGCUUUCAGUAUCAAGUAUAGAAAGGAGGUCCUGAAAGAAGCAGAUUGUGAUCACGUAACUAUGGCAUUCUUUGGUGAUGGAACUAGCAACAACGGGCAGUUCUUCGAGUGUUUGAAUAUGGCUGCACUGUGGAAAUUGCCGAUUAUCUUUGUUGUUGAGAACAAUCUGUGGGCUAUUGGCAUGUCUCACUUGAGGGCUACUUCUGAUCCCGAAAUUUGGAAGAAAGGUCCUGCCUUCGGGAUGCCUGGGGUUCACGUUGACGGCAUGGAUGUGUUGAAAGUGAGGGAGGUAGCAAAGGAAGCUGUUGCCAGAGCUAGGAGAGGUGAUGGUCCCACUCUGGUUGAGUGUGAGACUUACCGAUUUAGAGGGCACUCUUUGGCCGAUCCAGAUGAGCUUCGUGACCCCGCUGAAAAGAACCAUUAUGCUGCACGAGAUCCUAUCAGUGCCUUGAAGAAGUACAUGUUUGAGAACAAUCUGGCAAAUGAAGCAGAGUUGAAGGCCAUCGAUAAGAAGAUUGAUGAACUGGUUGAAGACGCUGUUGAGUUUGCCGAUGAAAGUCCUCAUCCUGUUCGUAGCCAGCUACUAGAGAAUGUGUUUGCUGAUCCAAAGGGAUUUGGAAUCGGGCCUGAUGGAAGGUACAGAUGUGAGGAUCCCAAGUUCACCGAAGGCACUGCCGAUGUCUAGCUCUCAAGGCGCAUUCAGUAAUCAACGAUAUCAGGUUUUCAACUACUGAACUGGUGAUUACCAAGCACUUCUACAAAGGUCUUGGUGACCUUCGUAUUAGAAAGUUCGGUACGAAGGUACUUUAUUAUUUCAAUUUAGGUUGGAGUUUUGUUGUCGUUUUUACUUUUCACAUUGUUUUCGAGCUGUACCAUAU
Capsicum annuum is the source of this 1634-nucleotide messenger RNA. RefSeq names its product pyruvate dehydrogenase E1 component subunit alpha-3, chloroplastic. Lineage: Eukaryota; Viridiplantae; Streptophyta; Magnoliopsida; Solanales; Solanaceae. The transcript has 3 exons. Gene Ontology annotation, biological process: pyruvate decarboxylation to acetyl-CoA. Gene Ontology annotation, cellular component: intracellular membrane-bounded organelle. The record is from RefSeq and is a predicted model, not a curated record. Bases 107 to 1441 code for a protein of 444 amino acids. Gene Ontology annotation, molecular function: pyruvate dehydrogenase (acetyl-transferring) activity.